Molecule: messenger RNA, 2663 nt
Organism: Solenopsis invicta (red fire ant)
Lineage: Eukaryota; Metazoa; Arthropoda; Insecta; Hymenoptera; Formicidae
Product: histone deacetylase HDAC1
Exons: 9
Coding region: 622-2103 (493 amino acids)
Molecular function (GO): histone deacetylase activity
Source: RefSeq, a predicted model, not a curated record
CUAAUAAAUAUUUAUAAAUAUUAUAAAUAUCGUAUGCUGUCUGGAGAGGAACCUUUUUGGAUAUAUACGUGUCCUGUCCUAUUUUCCAGUCUCUGCCGCUUCUCUACUUUACAUGAAUUGUUGGAGAUUGUUAAAGAAUCUGUUUUACGCCCUGUAAUAAUCUCGAUUGCAAUUUUAAUCUUUCUUCAAUUAUAUGUAUAUUUAAUAUUGCGAUAAUUGAUUGACGUGUAAUAUUAAUAUUGAUAAUAUGUCAAUAUUUUUUUCUUCUUAUGUUUUAAUCUUUCGCACAUUAUUUUGUUAUACGUUUAAAAUUUGAAAAUGGAAGAUGUCUUAAUGUGCUUUAUAAAGAUUAAUGUACAAUUUGAAUUUAGCGCGUCUGUUUGCCAUUUCGACACGUGACUGAUUUAGUUCUAAUCCAGAUGUCGCUAGAACUGACUUGCUCUUUUAAAGGGGGGAAUUUUCUCCUGUUCUUAACCAUUUAGGUGCAAGCCAGUGCAAGCGAAUUAGAACGACACAUGCGAUUCAGUAUACUUGCCAGUAUAAGCCAUUAUAGCUUUCGUUUAAUUUUGUAAGCCAGUAUUUCAUCCGAUUUUAAGUUGUACAGCACCUGCAGAAUUGGCUAUGCAACCGUUCAAAAGACACGUCUCGUAUUAUUAUGAUAGUGAUAUUGGAAAUUAUUAUUAUGGCCAAGGGCAUCCUAUGAAGCCGCAUCGUAUAAGGAUGACACACAAUCUACUCUUGAACUAUGGUAUUUAUAGGAAGAUGGAGAUAUAUCGACCUCAUAAAGCUACAGCAGAAGAAAUGACAAAAUUUCAUAGCGAUGAUUACAUCAAAUUUUUGAGAUCAAUACGCCCAGACAAUAUGCCGGAAUACAACAAACAAAUGCAACAAUUUAACGUAGGAGAAGAUUGCCCUGUUUUCGACGGCUUGUAUGAAUUUUGUCAGUUAUCAGCUGGUGGAUCUGUAGCUGCUGCUGUAAAACUCAACAAGCAAGCCUCAGAAAUUUGCAUCAAUUGGAGCGGUGGCUUACAUCAUGCAAAGAAAAGCGAAGCUUCUGGUUUUUGCUAUGUAAAUGAUAUUGUACUUGCAAUUUUAGAAUUGCUAAAAUAUCACCAAAGAGUUUUGUACAUUGACAUCGAUGUUCAUCAUGGCGAUGGUGUGGAGGAAGCUUUUUAUGCAACGGAUAGAGUAAUGACAGUCUCAUUUCACAAGUAUGGAGAAUAUUUUCCUGGUACGGGAGACCUUCACGAUGUAGGAGCAGGAAAAGGAAAGUAUUAUGCAGUUAAUGUACCUUUAAGGGAUGGUAUGGAUGAUGAAAGCUAUGAAUCGAUAUUUGUUCCUGUCAUCUCUAAAGUUAUGGAGAUGUUUCAACCUUCCGCUGUUGUUUUACAGUGCGGAGCAGAUUCAUUGACAGGCGAUCGAUUGGGAUGCUUCAAUUUAACUGUGAGAGGUCACGGCAAAUGCGUAGAAUUUGUAAAAAGAUAUAAUUUACCUUUUUUGAUGCUGGGAGGUGGUGGUUAUACCAUCAGAAAUGUGUCCAGAUGUUGGACAUAUGAGACAUCGGUGGCUCUUGGAUGUGAAAUUGAUAAUGAACUUCCAUAUAAUGAUUAUUUCGAAUAUUUCGGCCCUGAUUUUAAAUUACAUAUUAGUCCUUCAAAUAUAUUGAAUCAAAACACUAUCGAAUACCUUGACAAAAUUAAAACAAGACUGUUUGAAAAUUUGAGAAUGCUACCUCAUGCACCUGGCGUACAAAUUCAAGUAAUACCAGAAGAUGGUGCCAUUAUAGAAGAUUUAGAAAUUGAAGAAAAUAUGAAUCUUGAUGAAAGACUGCCUCAAUGUGAUUUAGAUAAAAGGAUACAGCGUGAAAACGAGUAUAGUGAUAGUGAAGAUGAAGGUGAAGGUGGACGAAGAGACAACAGAUCGUACAGAAUGUUUACAAAGCGGCUGCGUUUGGAAAAAAAUCAAGAAAUAGGUAUUAAGAAUCUUAAUGUGAAGAGAGAAGAUAAUAAAAAAUUAGAGUUGAAAGAAAAUAUGAAGGAUGAGAAAGUAAAUUUUAUGAAUGAAGAAAUAAAAAAGAGGACAGAAAUAAUAUCUGGCAAAUAGCUGCUUCAGAGUUUGUAUAUCUGCGACAAAUACAAAAAUUUAAAGUAAUAUAAAAAGUAUAGAUAAGGGUCAGGUUAUUCAAAUGAAAAAUAAUAAGAUUUUUUUUUGUGAGAUUGCUAUCAUGCUGCAUGCUCAAGUCUCUUCAAAUAACGUAUCGUGUGCAGUUUGUUUAGACGGAUGAAAUUGUGAUACAUGGAAUCAAAGUAUAGAAAGAAGUUUACAUAUAAAAGUGACGAGGAUCUUUUCCACGAUUCUUAUGAAUUAAGAGAAAGCACCGAUCCAGAAAUAAAAUUAUAAACAUAUGGAUUUUGUAUAUUACUGCAUUUUUGUACUUUUGUAUUUUUGUUAGUGAGAUAAAUUGCUUUAAAAUAUGCAAUUAAUAUGAGAAUUAGUAUCUUAUAUUAAGAUAAUAAGCAAGUACAAUAUCCUAUAUGUUUAUUAUAGCAGCAUGAUGUGUGUGAUGUGUAUGUUAUUAAAUCAUAUUUGUGUUAUUAUUAAAGUAAAAGAAAAUGAUAUCCGCCAAAGAGAAUGUGUUAAUAUUAUACAUACAUAUAUGCAUA